This is a messenger RNA of Durusdinium trenchii, 864 nucleotides long. NCBI's taxonomy places the organism in Eukaryota, Dinophyceae, Suessiales, Symbiodiniaceae. The record is from the annotation of a GenBank genome assembly.
UGCUUCAGCCGCAAGCUUUCUUUCUUCCAUUCAUGGCGCGGAAGUUGAAGGAAUAUUUGUUGGCAGCGGUGGUGUUGGUGUUUCUUGGGUCGAGGCGUGAAGCUUUUGUUUCGGUGCCCUCUCUGAGAACCGGAAGAGGUGCCACGGCACCCACUGGGCGCACAUCGCCCAGAUCUGUCGCAGUCCGUGCACAUUGGGGCCUAGGACCACUUGGGCCGGUCGAAAGUGCGGCAGCUUUCCGAAUCUAUUUCCUUCCAUUUGUGGAUCCAUUGGAGAUUGAUGAGACCUUAAUAGAUCAGCUCUUUGGUGGUUGGUUUGGUCCUUUAACUCCGCUGCUGUUGGGUUUGUUGGUUUUCUGGGUCCAAAGCCAAAUCAAUGCCGUGCGUCGUGAACAAGAAGGCCGUGUCAUUGGCUCUGCUGCAAAAGCCGUCGGCGACUGGGGAAAGUUCCAGCCGAACAAUGGUUCAAGCUCCUCCUUUGUUUGGCUUUGGAUCUUGCAGGUGAUGCCACAUUUUUACUUCCAGGUGCUGGCGAACUGGGAGAUUUGGCCUUUGCUCCCUUUGAAGCAUUAGCUUUGCGGUCAUUGUUUGGUGGAGGCCUUUUGUCAAUUCUGGGCUUUGCUGAGGAGGCUUUACCUUUCACAGAUGCAUUACCCACAGCGACCACUGGUUGGGUCCUUCAAACACUCUUCAGCGACUCUCCCCUGGCGCAACUUCUGGGCAUUCAGCCACUUGAGAUGGACACGCCGAACACGAAGAAACCCGAGAGAGACCAGAAAUGACAUUCAUAGCCUCAAUCACGCGGCAAGAUGGCAGACAUUUACCGAAUCUGUUCCCAACCGUCAAUCCAAGCACCGCAUGGGAA